Brachypodium distachyon (stiff brome) is the source of this 2144-nucleotide messenger RNA. RefSeq lists its product as uncharacterized. NCBI's taxonomy places the organism in Eukaryota, Viridiplantae, Streptophyta, Magnoliopsida, Poales, Poaceae. The record is from RefSeq and is a predicted model, not a curated record. The transcript is spliced from 4 exons. The coding region runs from base 90 to 1937 and encodes 615 amino acids.
CGCACGCACCUGCCGCCGGUAGUACGGGCUCAUGGCCUCGGAGCCCACCCACGAGCCAUCGCCUCACCUCACGCCGUAGCAGCAAUCAUAUGCGGCGCACCACGGCGACAGCUCACUCGCGCUUCCGCUCUGGCUCUUGCUCCCGGGCCUGGCUCUGGGUGUACAUCAUCAUCCAUCCUUGUCCCCUUUCCCCCACUCGUGUGUGUGACUGCUGCUGCUGCUCUGCUCAUCAUCACCAUCAUGGCCUGUGCAACCAGCUGAUCGACCGGCCUCAGCUCUCAAGCAGGACGCCUCUGGGUCAUAAUGGGCGAACAACUUGCAAGCUCCCAAUGCCGGGGCGCGACCUGGAGGAGUGCGCCUGCGAGACCGCGGUGAGACCGGCCAGGAUCCGCAAGCGGCGCGCGCUGUCGUCGUCCGGCGCGUCGGGCCCGGCCAGGAGGAGGCCCGCGGUGCUGCUGCUGCGGCGGCGGCAGAGGAGAGCCGGAGGAGCGGCCAUGUCGGAGUCGUCGUCCCAGAGCCGGCAUUGCCGCGGCCACGGCCACGCCCCCGAGGGGAUGUCCGCCAGGAGGCUCGUGGCCGCGUUCUGGCAGACGGACAAGGACAGGCUGUUCGGGGACGACGACGCGGUGAUUCGCCGGAGCGUGGUUCCUCGUAGCCACGCCUCCACGGAGGUGUCCAAGAGCUCGAGGAGCAGGACUAGCAAGGUGUUGUUGGAGGCUGGUGGUGGGAAGAGAAGCUGGCACAACGACCCUGGCCAGUGGAUUUCGGCAGAUGCCAUGAGCAAGUGCAGCGCAAUGGAGAUUGGCAGACGCUCUCCGGACGAUGUUUCAAGAUGUCCUGAGGAGAAAGCAAUGCACCUGAAGGAUCUGUACAACAGCUUGAUCGCAUCGAAAGAACUUGCCAAAGUGCUAUCACACAUCUGGGGAGAACUGAACCCAUCGACAGUCUCACUCAUUUCUGCCCUGCGUUCUGAACUUGAUCUCGCUCGCGCUCACGUCCGAAGGCUUAUCAAGGAACAUGAAUCAGAGCGUAUCGAAACCGAUGGCUUCAGGAAGCAACUCCUGGAGGAAAUGCAGUCUUGGAAGGCCAAACAAAAGGAGAAGGCUGCAGCUGCUCUGCAGUACACAGUUACCGAGUUGGACAGCGAGAAGAAGUCGAGGAAAAGGGCAGAGAAGGCUAACAAGAAGCUUGGCGUGGCAUUAGUCGACACGGAGUCGGCGCUAAGUGCCGCGACAGACGAGCUUGAAAGGGAAAGGAAGUGCAAAGCAAGAGUGGAGAAGAUGUGCAGCGAGCUCAUGAGAGGCAUCGCCGAGGACAGGGCCGCGCUGGAGGCAAUGAGGAGAGAAACCGAGCAGGCCCGCGAGGAGCUCGAGAGAGAGCGGGAGAUGCUUCAGCUGGCGGACGAGUGGCGCGAGCAAAGGGUCCAGAUGAAGCUGCUGGAAGCGCGCCUUCAGUUCGAGGAGAAAAACUCAGCCGUCAGUCAGCUGCACGACGAGCUCCAAGCGUAUCUGGACGCUAACAAGGACAAUGGAUCAAAAAUGGAUCGAAACCAUGCGUAUGAAAACGUUGGAGGUCCGGAAGAAUCAGAUGGUGCGAUUGCAGGCAACGGCAGCGACGAUUGCGAGUCGGAAGGGAGUGAUAUGCACUCGAUCGAGCUGAAGGUGGAUGGCAACAGCAAGUGCUGCACCUGGAGCUACGACACUCCUUCGUCAAGGGGCAAUCUCUCGUCGAUGCGUGGAGGGAUAAUAGUCCAGGAAAUGGAUGACGCACUGGAGGGAGACUGGGCCGAAGGAUGCAGCAACGGGAUGCUCAACUUUGAUCAUGACGAGGAGAGGUACCAAGCGAUUGAGGAUCUCAGGGAGCAGAUGUUAGCUGGGUCUGGGCUCAGCAUGUCACAAGGCAGAGAGAAUGCUGAAACAGACUACUGUAUCUUGUAACGGGAACUAAACUGGGAAAAUUAUAUGUAUAGUCAAGGUUCUUCUUUUGUUGACGAGUUUCCUUGUACAUGGAUGUUUUGAGAUCUUGAGAGUUAGGGUUACGGUGUAUUCGUGCUUCCAUGGUUUGGUAGUUUUUUUUUUCCAGAGAGUUAGAGUUUCUUUUUUUCGGAUUGCUUUUGAGGAAGCAAUACUACAACGCCUUAUCUA